Boleophthalmus pectinirostris (great blue-spotted mudskipper) is the source of this 2272-nucleotide messenger RNA. RefSeq names its product glucose-6-phosphate 1-dehydrogenase-like. Gene Ontology annotation, cellular component: cytosol. The coding region runs from base 13 to 1659 and encodes 548 amino acids. Gene Ontology annotation, molecular function: glucose-6-phosphate dehydrogenase activity; NADP binding. The record is from RefSeq and is a predicted model, not a curated record. The transcript has 12 exons. Gene Ontology annotation, biological process: pentose-phosphate shunt, oxidative branch; glucose metabolic process. Lineage: Eukaryota; Metazoa; Chordata; Actinopteri; Gobiiformes; Gobiidae.
UCCUGCCUUGCAAUGAUGACAAGUGAGAUUUCCACACAGCGUGUUUACUGCACAAGCACGAAGCAGGAGAAAGUCCAGAGUUUGGUUCAUUGGGUGGAACAAGAGCGUGCAGAAAUGUGCUCUGAAGUUUUAAACCGCUGUGAAGUUAUUGGUCAACUGAGGAGAGAACUGUAUGGAGCCUCACUGUCCACUCACAAGGCCCACAUUUUCAUAAUCUUUGGAGCUUCAGGAGAUCUUGCAAAAAAGAAAAUCUACCCUACACUUUGGUGGCUUUAUAGAGAUGGCCUGCUCCCAAAUGAGACCUACUUUGUGGGUUUUGCUCGUUCUAAUCUAACUGUCCAUGACAUCAGAAGAGCAUGUCUGCCCUAUAUGAAGAUAACUGAUGAAGAGAGCAACUGCCUUACAGCUUUCUUCAGUAAAAACUCUUACAUUAGUGGAAAAUAUGACGAUGCCACCUCUUUUAACAAACUCAAUGCACAUUUAUUAUCUCUCCCUGAUGGAGCUGAGACCAACAGACUCUUCUAUCUGGCCCUGCCUCCUACUGUGUACCAAAGCGUUACCACUAACAUCAGUGCACACUGCAUCAGUCUCAAGGGUUGGAACAGGGUCAUAGUGGAGAAGCCAUUCGGUCAUGACCUUCAGAGUUCACAGGAGCUUUCCUCUCACCUCUUCUCACUGUUUAAAGAAGACCAAAUCUACCGCAUUGAUCACUACCUGGGGAAAGAGAUGGUGCAGAAUCUCAUGGUGCUAAGGUUUGGAAAUCGCAUUUUUGGGCCAAUCUGGAACAGGAACAGUGUGUCCUGUGUAGUCCUCACUUUCAAGGAGCCUUUUGGUACUCAGGGACGCGGAGGCUACUUUGAUAACUUUGGGAUUAUUCGUGAUGUAAUGCAGAAUCAUUUGCUUCAGAUUCUUUGUUUGGUUGCCAUGGAGACGCCUGCAUCUACUAACUCUGAUGAUGUGCGAGAUGAAAAGGUGAAAGUGCUGAAAUGCGUGGCGCCGGUCUCUGCCUCUGAUGUGGUCCUGGGACAGUAUGUGGGGGACCAUAGGGGGGAGGGGCAGGCCCGCUUUGGUUAUCUUGAUGACCCCACUGUCCCAGAUGCUUCAUGCACACCUACCUUUGCUACAGCAGUGCUCUAUGUCCAAAACGAGCGAUGGGAUGGAGUUCCCUUUAUUCUGCGCUGUGGUAAAGCCCUGAAUGAGAGGAAAGCAGAAGUGAGGCUACAGUUCACUGACGUCCCAGGGGAUAUUUUUGGAGGGAGGUGCCAGCGCAAUGAGUUGGUGAUGCGGGUGCAGCCGGAUGAGGCCAUCUAUCUGAAGAUGAUGACCAAAAGACCUGGAGUUUACUUCAGCCCCGAGGAGACAGAGCUGGACCUCACAUACAAGAGCAGAUAUAAGAAUGUGAAGUUGCCAGAUGCCUAUGAGAGACUGAUACUGGAUGUCUUCUGUGGUAACCAGAUGCACUUUGUCCACAGUGAUGAGUUGCGGGAGGCUUGGAGAAUUUUCACUCCACUCCUCCACAAGAUGGAGCAAGAAAAAACAACCCCUAUACCUUACACAUAUGGAAGCCGUGGUCCAACUGAGGCAGAUGAUCUAAUGCAAAGGGUUGGAUUUCAGUAUGGAGGGACAUACAAGUGGGUGCAGCCCCACUGUACAACAUGAUGCUCAAUGUUUACAUUUAACUUGAGGCCACAGGGGACUUGUUUACAGUGAUCCUUUUGACACUUGCAUGGACUUUUAUGAAUCACGUAGCAGCUAGAUAUGUAAUGUUCACCGUUAAAUUUUAGAAAUAAGUAAAAUACAUUUCACUUGUUUUAUAUUUUCACAAUUGAUUAGGCAACUCUUCAAAAUUAACAUUUAUAACUUUAAAACUGGUAACUUGAAAAUGUGUCACUCAAUGAAAACAGGUCACUUUAAAACCAGUACUGCACAAGGUAAGGUGAUUUUCAUUCUCAUAACCCAAAUAUUAACACUUAACACUAAACCAUCUGGAUGCUUGAUUUGAACCUUUUAUUCAUCCCAUAGUAAAAUCUGUUCUUUAUGUUGUGUAAUGUUAUGUCAUCUUAUCAUUUGUCUGUUUGGCAGGCACAUAGUCUGACCAGGAGUGUCCCAUCAGCAAUAAUGCCAGUACCAAUAACUGGAAGACUGUGGGAAAUCCAGCCAUAAGAACAUGUGUUUGAGCUGCCUCUCCUUUGGGGAUGGGCACACAUCUACACUUUAUCUAUGCAAUGCCAAGAACAUUGUGACCUAAAUAUACUUCUUAUUGGCCCAGUGA